AGCUGUGAUGUCGCUCGUUGAACACGAAGAUCGAGCCUUUUUAGAACUCGUCUUUAAGUACAUAGAGGACAAGAAUAGCACGAACGAUGUGGAUUUCACACAGCCACAUGUUAGGCGGUCUCUCCGUUACGUGUAUCCGUUAUUCAUGUUUCUUCAUGCCCUCGUUGGCAUAUUUGGCUUCUGUGGAAACCUAGCGAUUAUAAUAGUGAUUGGAAAAAGAAGGCUGUAUAGAGACCAGACGUUUCUCUUUCUCGGAAAUAUUGCCUUCUCUGACAUUCUGAAAUGUAUAUUUGUUCUUCCGGUUUCCCUAGCUAAUUUAUUGAUACAUAAUUGGAUUUUUGGAAGCUUUAUGUGUUUCUUUUUACCCAUGUUACAAUGCUUCCCCAUUCAUUCUUCAAUGUUAACUUAUUUUAUGAUUGCAAUCGAUCGGUAUCGCCUGAUUGUUAAUCCCUUUCGGUCUCGCUUGCCUGCUGGACUUUGUAUUAUAGGUGUUUGGGUAGUGUCAGUAUGUCUCGUACUUCCGUAUGCUGUGUAUAUCAAGUACAUCGACCUGGGUGCCAUUUUGGGAUACCGCUUUUUCGGUGUUGGUAUUUGUUACAUAAACCAAGAACGGCAUAUUGAAGAAUACAUUAGAGCCAUGUUUAUAACGUUGUAUGCCAUGCCUCUUGCCACUAUUGGUUUUUUGUUCCUGAAAGUAUCUGCAGAGCUUAAGUCAUUAGAAACAACCUCCAUAUCAAUACAUUUUGAGACUAAUUCUAAUAACAUGACUUGUACAUCUCGCUUAACUCUUAAUGACGACGAGACUUCCAGAAUUGGAUCAGAAGACUCAAAUCAACGUCACAUCGCGCAAUCUGAACACACUUGCAGUGAAGAUGAUCUUGACCUUCCAACAGAGAAACAAACUCACAGAUAUAUCAUUUCUAUGAUAACUUUAUUUGCUGUUUGUUGGUGUCCACUAAAUAUUUUGAUUUUAGUUCAAUUUUUCGUACAUGAGAGCGGGAACAAUACCGGCCAUUUUGAUCUUACAUAUAUAACUUUCACGUGGUUUGGUUUUCUAUCUACUUGCGUUAACCCAGUCUUGUUUGCGUCUUGGAAAAUGUCGGAAUCUACAAAAGACAGACUUAAAGGUUACUUCAAGCUUGGCAGGAAAAGAAAAUCAAAAAAGAUCACAGUUCCGGUCUCUACAUUCAGGACGACGGAGGCAACACUUACAAUUCAGAAGGACAAAUAUGGUCCGGAUACUUUAUAACGAGAUCAACCGAGGGAACAUUAAGAGCUCAGAACAAUAGGUUUGGACCGGAUACUUUAUAAAGAGUUCAACUGAGGGAACACUCGGAGCUCAGAACAAUAUAUUUGGUCCGGAUACAUUAUAGGUUCUUAUAGUGACAUUAUAAUGAAGGGAUAAAGAUGACUGAAUGAGUGUCCCUUCAUUGUCGUUGGAAGUUACCAAACUGUGUGUAUUAUGGGAAG
Molecule: messenger RNA, 1470 nt
Organism: Saccostrea echinata
Lineage: Eukaryota; Metazoa; Mollusca; Bivalvia; Ostreida; Ostreidae
Product: prolactin-releasing peptide receptor-like
Exons: 2
Coding region: 8-1249 (413 amino acids)
Biological process (GO): neuropeptide signaling pathway
Cellular component (GO): membrane
Molecular function (GO): neuropeptide receptor activity
Source: RefSeq, a predicted model, not a curated record